Varanus komodoensis (Komodo dragon) is the source of this 12645-nucleotide messenger RNA. RefSeq names its product surfeit locus protein 4-like. The transcript is spliced from 6 exons. The record is from RefSeq and is a predicted model, not a curated record. Gene Ontology annotation, cellular component: endoplasmic reticulum; membrane; endoplasmic reticulum-Golgi intermediate compartment. The coding region runs from base 6711 to 7499 and encodes 262 amino acids. Lineage: Eukaryota; Metazoa; Chordata; Lepidosauria; Squamata; Varanidae. Gene Ontology annotation, biological process: Golgi organization.
CUCACUUUUCUAGGUGCUGCUGCUGUGACACCUGGACAGCUGUUGAAGUCUAGGCUUUUCUACUGUGCUGGGGAAAGUAUCUCUUUCUGGAAAGAUGAAGAGUGUUUGAGUGAUGCGAUCCACCCCUCUGUAGAGCAAAGUGUAGUUCCAGUGCUCAGUCUGCUUCAGAAUACAAUGCUGGCAAAAAUUAAUUUAAAAUUUAAUGCUUGGUAGAUUAAAAUAGUAUCACAGUCUUGGGCUUAGCUUUAAGAAACUUGAAGUAAAUUCCAGACCCUAUUCUGUUGCUGCUUAAAAGCUGCACUCCAUAAGUGUCUACUAUCCUGAGAGUUAUCUCUUUAUUGACCUUUGUGUGUUAGGAUUGCAGCAAGGGAGUUGUCUCCACAUUUGCUCCACAUUUUCAUUGUAUCAUUGUAAUGUUUCAUUUACUGUUUUUAUAGAGAUAUAUAUUGAGCAGAGCUGUAGGUGUAUUGAUCUGGCCCUUAACAACUGUCAAAGUUUCUCAUGUGGCCCCAUAGGAAAAUUAAUUGCCCACCCCUGGAUUAGAGAAUACAUGAGGAUUAAUGUCUUAUCUGUUAAUGUAAGCUGAUGUUUUGAUCUACUGCUAAUACUUUUGAAAAGCUGAUAUUCAUGCAAGGCAGGUAUAUUAGUUUGCAGUGUGACCUAUACAUAAACAUUUGGAUGUUGGUCCCACUGAGUUCAGUGUGGGUCUUUUUUGCAUAUUUGCAUAGGAUCUCAGACUUGCAGCCCAUUGCCAAGUGUAAUUGAAAGCCAUAGAGUCUAGCCUCAGGACAGCUAUUUGUGAGCACAACCAUAAUAGUUUCUAGACUAGAAAUUAACAACUGGUGAUGGUACAAAUUUUAGUAACACAUGAUUAGAAUGGAGAAUGGUGACUUGCCUACAGGUGGAUUUGAUUUAAAUGGAUUUAAAUCACAAGAAAGUAAGACUAGAUUUAAAUCAUGGUUUUCUGCUAAUUUGCAUGCGUGCAUGCAUUACCUGUAGAUGAAGGAACUUCUUUUAAACAUUUCCAAACUGGGUCUCCUGUACAGCCUGCUUCUAUUACAGGUUUUCUCCAGGGAAAGAAUAAUUAGAAAAACCUCAAGCUAUACAAAAGAUUCAAAGACUUGCAGAGUAUUCUGUUCAAAAGGGUUCCCUUUUAUUUUUACUGCUUGCCCCUCCCUCCUUACACUUAGCUUCUUGUUCAAAUCUAUUCCACUUCCAACAAUCUUCUUCUGUUCGCUGACUUUUUUGAAACUUAGUACUUAAGGGGUUAAGGAUUCUGUGUACCUAGAUUUGCACAGGAACAAUGGGAUUAACAUACAGUUGAGUUUUUCUCAACUUUGUAUAACAUUUUUGCUGUGAAGAAGAGGCACAUGAUCUCUGCGGGCACAAAUUAACAGUUUUGAGAACUGUAAAAUUGCCCAGUGAUCUUACAGAAACCUCUGGAAGGGCAUGACAUUGUGAAUGGAUUAAUGGAAUUGGAUUAAUGGAAUUCAUUUACCAAAAAAUGUAAACAUUGCAUGAAUAUAGUGACUCAUGCUAAAUAAUUGAAAACUAAUCCAUAUUUCUUGAUGAAUAACUUUUGGAUUAUAAAGUAUCUUAAACAGAGAAGUAUCUUAAGAUGUUUCCUCAAAUGCAUUUUAUUUUAAAAAUCUGAUUUAAUUUUUUAAAAUCCUUUUUUCUUUUGAAUCACUGCUUUUCAUCUACCUUGCUUGCCCAUUUGUUCUGGCUUGGUGCAUCUCUGAGACCAAUGUCUGAAGUGUGAAACAAGAAGCAUGAGCAACUUGCAUUUCCUGUUAUCUACAUAUAGUGUAACUUCUAAAGUUGCUCUUAAAUUGAACUUAGAGCUGUCAGUAUUUAAAGACUUUGUCAGUUAAUUCUACGAUGUUUAGCUGAGUGUUCAAUUAGAUCUACGUAUGCUCUUCACAUGAAUUCAUGAUUCUGAUGGGAAAAGUUACACCAUUACUUGCAUAUGUUGCAUCAGUCUCGAUUUAGAAGAAGCCUUCCCUCUGCACAAGAUAGAAGCAGGAAUGCCUCUUUUAAAGAGGUGUCUGUCAUCCAUUCUUUGUAUAUUCAUUGAAAAUAAUUGAUUAAAUAUUGCAGCCCUGCUUCAGCCCUGUAUUGCUGAUAAGUACAGAUGUCUUAGGGAGUUUGGGGGAAGAAGGAUAUCUAACAAGGCUAGUGAUCCCUGCAAACCAGUAAAGCAAAUUGGGAGAGGCAGGAAAAGAAAACCCUCUCCUUACAACUGGCAAGAGCCAUGAGUUGUGCUCAUAUGCUUUAUGCUGCCAGGGAAUAUGCUGAACUUCCUGGCUGGUGAAAGAGUCAAGUUGAAGGACAGUCUUCUUUGCCAGCCAAAAGGACCCACUGGUGGUGGUACACUGACCCUGAAUAAUAUAGAGUGUGUUCUGGAAUGGGUUUAUUAUAGGAAAAAAGAUCCAAGGGUGGUGGUAUGUUGACCCUAACCCAUAUGGAGCAUGUUCUGUAAUGCAUUUAAUUUAUAUUUAUUUAUUUAUUUAUUUGGGUAUUUUUAUCCCAUCCAAUUAUGACAUGUCUCUGGAUGGCUUAGAAAAGGAUCUAAGGGUGGUGCAUUGACCAUGAACCAUAUGGAAGCCAGUACUCCUUUCAAGAAAGACAGUGAAAAGUGCUUCCAUGUUACAACUGAAAGGAAGGAAAACCUAGAGUGAAGCACUCUUCCUGCAGAUCCUGCUUCCCCUUCCCUUGUCUCUUUUCAUGAAGCUUGGUUACAUAGCUUUGAGCCCCUAAAAGGGCUCAUGGUGUUGAACAACGGUAUUAAUUGGUCCUAAAGAAGAUGCAAGAGGAUGAAUGAGAGCAGGGAGAGGCCUUUAAAACCUGAAGCCCAAUUCAGAAGUGCAUCUGAGUAAGUAAAUAACAAAUAAGCAAGGUGAGAAAGGGAACUUCCAGUUGAACCAGGAUUAAAGCUACAGAUGGGUAUGGGUUUUUUGUUUGUUUGUUUGUUUGUUUGUUUUUUGUUUCUGCCUCCUCUCUUUUCAGGUAGCUUUCACAAAGUAGCUGGUGGCAUACAGCUGCUGUGACUCAGGAGAUGUUAGGAUGCUCUUGUUCUGAAACAUUGGAUCAUCUAUUUUAAAAAAUCAGAGAUCUGAAUGUAGAAACUGGCUCAAAAUGGAAGGCUAAAUGUGUAUUUUUCUCCUCUUUCAGGUUUCUUUGUUUCAAAGCUUGUCUGCAUUACCAUGAGAUGUAGAAUUACCACACUCUUGCUAAAUCAGCACAUGCGUGCUUAGAAUGAGACAAACCAAUGACUAUGCCACUGCAACAUUAUGUUUAAUGAUAUGGCGCUGACUGAUACCUAAGCAAAAAAGGGCCUGCUCUAGCUUUGUGAUGUCCUUUCUAGGGGAUCUGCACAGAAGAAAGUGCACUCGGUUCACUUCUUUCAGCUGACUAUACAGAGUGGUGUUUAAGGUGGUUUACUUGACUUGUAAAAAAAUCUGUAUUUGCUCUGAAGAGUAGUUCCCUUCCAGCUCUGAAAUUGUAUGAAAAGUUUGUUUUGAAAUCAGUCCAGAUAUUAUCAGUGACUUCCAUAGUAUAGUCACACUGAGUAAACCUUGCCUGUCGUUGCCAACAUUAUCUAUCAAUUCUUGGUUGUAAAGAGUUUAUUUUGGCUUUUUGUUAUCUUAAACCUGAAAUACAACUAGAUUAAAAUGAAGCUGAUUGCCUGGAAGGUACAGCUAGAGAGGGAGAAAACAUGUACAAUAUCUUGGCAGUUUUCUUUGUUCAGUGAGGCUGAGGGGUAGGACAUAAGGCUCUAUGGCUGGACUUUGGAAUUACACCUGCUGGCUUGUAUGAUAUCCAGAAGAGAUAAGCAGGUGGGCUACCAGAGAGCUUAGUUUCCUAAACAAGGCAUCUGGUAAAUAACUUGUACCCUGUGUAGAAAUACUUCUCGUCCAAGAUUAAGUACAACAAAAUGCUGCACAGCAACUAACUGCUGUGAUUAACAAUAUCAAUGAUGUAAUUUAUUAUAUGAAAAAGGAAAAUAUAAUCAUGCAAAACAGUAUGACAAAGUCCAUAUAUAAAGAAAGGGAAAACAUGAUUGAACUUUGAAAAUAUGGAAAUAAGGAUGAAUUUGGGGAUGUAUAAUCUGGGAAUGCACAGGGGGGAAUCUGGAGAGUGCCUAUUUCAACAGUCUUCCAAAAAAUGUUCAUGGGGUGUUAUAGCUUGCAAUGACUUUUACUAGCUUUUGUGGUCAGUUUGUCAGUUGUUUUGUUUUUUCAUGUUGAUCUUGCUUAAGCAAGCAGCACUAAAAAGGAAACAACUGACAAGCUGACUUAGCAGGAAGAACAUCUGAUAUGCUUGACCUUAGUAAAUUUUAAACUGUGGUUUAAAUGGAGAAAGAACUCAUGCUCCUUCUGAUGAAGCUUUGUCAAAAUUUCUACCCUACCAGAUGCUCAUUUCUGCAUUCUCAGAUUGUGCAUCUUUGAAUGGAUCUCCACUUGUGUAUUUUGAAAGUUUCGUCUUAUUUGUAUUUACUCCAUUUUCGCACAUGGGCUAUGUGGUGCUGUGUUUAGCAUAAUUGAAUAUUCACCACUUGUAUAAUACAUUGUACCUUUGAUAUUGUUAAUCACAAUGGGUGCUUCUUAGCAUUUUUGUGGGGUGGAACUGUAAAUCUCCAAUUAGACUUUAAGAACCUAAGUUUAUAAGGAAAGCCAUGCUGGAUUGGAGCAAUGGCCCAUCUAGUUCAGCAUUCUGUUCACAAAGUGGCAAACCAACUACCCUCAAACAGGAUAGGAAUACGACAGCUUCCUUCCACGCAAGCUCCCCAGCAGCUGAUGAACACAGGCAUAUUGUUUCUGAUAUUAGAGGGAACAGUUAGCCAUCAAGACUAGAAGCCACUGAUCACUUUCUCCUCCAUAAUUUGUCCAAUCCUUUUGUUAAAUGUCCUCCUGUGGCACAUGGUUUAGCUCUGCAUUUUCUGAAGAAGUAUUUUCUCUCCUCUCUCCUGAACCUUCCCCCACCCCAGUCAGCUUCAUGGGAUGACCCAUAGGAAUAAUAUGAGAAAGGGAGAAAAAUGUCUCCUCCACACCACAUGUUAUUUUGAACACUCCUAUCAUGUCUCUCCUUAUCUUGUUCUAAAUUAAGCAAUCCGAGUUGUUGUAACUGUUCCUCAUAAGGGAGUUGCUCCAAUCCCUACAUCAUUUUAGUUGUCCUUUUCUGCAUAUUUUCCAAUUCAAUCAUGUCCUUUUUCACCAGCCGCAACCAGAACUGUAAACAAUAAUCCACGUGCAUUCACAUCAAAACUUUGUAUAAGGGGAAUACAGUCUUGGCAGUUUUAUUUUAAGUGUCUUUCCUAAUUAUGUCUAACAUCAACUGUGCACUGGAUUGACAUUUUCAUCAAGUGGUCAACCACAACCCCGAGGUCCCUUUCUUGAUUAGUCGCCACUAGCUCAGAUCCUAUUGGCUUAUACUUAAAGUUGGGACUCUUUGCAUUAUUGUAUACUUGAUUAUGUUGGCAUUUCAUUUGCCAUUCAGAUGCCCAUUCUCCCAGCUUGGAGAGCUCCCUUCAGAGCUCCUUAUGGUUUUGAUCAUGCUAAAUAGUUUUGUGUCAUCACCAAACUUGGCCACUUUACUGCUUGCUUCUUUAGGAUUCCAGGUCAUUUAUGAAAAGGCUGAAAUAAAAUUGGUCCUAAUGCAGAACGCUGUGGGACCCUGUGGAAAGUCUUAAUAGGUUAGUGAGAUAGGACUUAACCUCGCUGAAGCCAUGUUGAUUUUUUCCAACAGAAUCUUGUUCCUUUCUAUGCUUAUUGAUUCUAUUUUAAAUGAUAUCUCUUCAGCUAAUUUACUCAGAACAGACAUUAAAGCUAAACAGCCUGUAUAUUUUUGUAUGGUGGUCAGCAAUUUUAUAUUUUAGUUCUUUAAGAACUCUAGGAUGGAUCCCAUUUGUGUCUGAUGAUUUAUUAAUAUCCAGUUUGUCAGUGAGGUUGAGAAUUUAAUCAUUUGUCACCACUAUCUGCCUUAAUUCCUAAGAUUCCAUUUCUGAAUACUUAAGUUUAGGCACAAGUAAUGGUCCUGUAUCCUCUCCUGCAGACACAGAUGAAAAGAAUUCAUCCAGAUACUCUGCAGUCCCUUAUCCUUCUUUAGUGCACCUUUAACUCCAUUAUCAUCCAAUGGUCUGACCGCCUUGAUAGGUGGUUUCCUUCUGGUACAUUUUAAGAAUUUUUUAUUGUUGGCCUUGAUGUUGUUAGCAAUAUGCUCCUCAAAAUGUUUUUGUGACUCUUAUCACCUGCUUGCAUCUCCUUUGUGCAAGUCUGUGCUCCAUUUGUUUUCCUCUGCAUAGACCUAUGUCAAACGUCACCGGAAGCUGCUGAGAAGCCCUGUGACUGAUGCAAAAAACAAAGUAGACUGUUCAUAUGCAUAUACAAACUUGGCUUGGGAGUCUCAGUCUAAUUCUUUACUAAAGAGAGCAAUCAGUUAUACUGUUUCAUUUAGAAAGAGUGCAGCUCAAAGUAUUCAGCUUUGGAAACUGAUGCGAAAUGUCAAAAUUAAGGGAUCUAGUGGUUAACAAGACAGCUGUCUAUCCCAGCACCUCAGCUUAUAUACACAAGUUUAAAUCUCUUGUACGAGCAAACUUCCUCUUCCUUUCCUCUCUCCUGUAGCCCCUCCUGACGUAUCUUUCAGAUUUGCUCUGAAGGGUUGCCCAAGCUUGCAGAACAGAUUUCUGGGAGACCGUUCCCAUUUAACUGAUGUGGCCAGGAUUGCAUACAACACAGUUCUUGCGGGUGACAAAGCACUACUUACCCCACCUGGCUCAUCUCUGCCUGAUCAGCACGUUCUUGGAAGAUGGCAUCCGGAUGUGGUUCCAGUGGAAUGAGCAGCGGGACUACAUUAACAUGUCUUGGGGAAGCGGUGCACUCUUAGCCACACUUUUUGUAUUGAUCAACAUGUGUGGGCAGCUGGCUGGAUGUGUUCUUGUUCUAGCCAGAAAGUUUGUUCCUUAUGCAUGUUUCGGCCUAUUUGGAAUAAUUUUUAUGCAGACAAUUGCAUACAGUAUUUUAUGGGACCUCAAAUUCUUGAUGAGGAAUUUGGCUCUUGGGGGUGGACUGCUUCUGCUACUUGCAGAGUCUCGUUCUGAGGGGAAGUCCAUGUUUGCUGGAGUCCCUACCAUGGAUGACAUCUCACCACGGCAGUAUAUGCAGCUUGGUGGCCGGUUGCUUCUUGUUCUCAUGUUUAUGACGCUCCUGCACUUUGAACUCAGCGCCUUCACCAUUUUCCAGGACAUCUUUGGCAUGGCACUCAUCAUUUUGGUAGCCAUUGGCUUCAAGACCAAGCUCGCCGCUCUCACCCUGGUGAUCUGGCUCUUCAUCAUCAAUCUGAUCCAGAAUGCCUUCUGGAGCAUCCCCACCUACAGGCCCCUCCACGACUUCCUCAAAUAUGACUUUUUCCAGACCAUGUCUGUCAUAGGUGGCCUGCUGCUUGUUGUGGCAUUGGGACCUGGGGGAGUUUCCAUGGACGAACACAAGAAGAAGUGGUGAAGAGGGACUCUAAACAGGGCUCAGUGGGGGAAGGGGGGGGGGGGGGGGGGGGCAGACUAUGACUUUUACAAACCUGUGUAGAAUUUUCUUCUCUUUUGAUUGAUUCUCUUGAGGUUUAUCAUAGUUCACGGUUGCCUUAUCAGGGUAGGAGAGCCUUUGCUUUCUAUCCUUUUGAGACAUGUAAAUUAAAGUCAAAUUAUAUAUAUAUUUAUAUUUAUAUGGAUUUGCUGAACUUUUCCUACAUACCCUUUGAGAUCCCAUGCCAUGGGGACCUCAGAGGUACCUCAUCUUCAGACAUAGGAGGCCAGGAUUGAAGCAGGUUGACCUUCAGCAACUUAGAAGCAACUUUUAUCUUGGCAGGGCUGAGCUUCAGUUUGUUGAUCUGCUUCCCGCCUAAGUUUCAAAGUUGGGUCUAUUUCCUUAAGUAUGCAUUCAAGAAAAUGGGGUAAUUUUAAAGAAUAAUCUUGAUUUUUGACUCCUCUUUCUUUUGAAGGAAGGAAGUGGGGAUGGGUUCUUAGUGAAAUGACCCUUAAUACAAGAGGGAUAGAGGAGGUAACACAACAGAGACCAUUUGGUAGUGGAUAGUAUACAAAAGCUUUAAAUAAAUGAAUAAAUAAACAGCAGCAGUGCUCUGCCUGGAGAGUCCCUGAACAUUCUGGAGGAAAGGAUUGCUCAGGUUCUCUGCUUUCCAGAUGGUUCUGCAAGUUCAAGUAGAAGCGCAAGUUCCCUACUUCUUAGGGAAGUAAUCCAAGAAGUAAUAGAUAUAAAAGCAGAAUGAUUCAUUUCAGUUUUAGAAGAGGAAAACCUUCCUAUGUGGUGGUGCAGUUUAAUGAAGAAUAAUCUGACACGGGAAGCAGUGGGCUCUUCAGACGUUUUCAGAAACUGGGCACAUACUGUGGGUUCUCCUUCAGGGCUGAUCACUCAUUCAGUUACAGGAAGGCAAUAUGUCCCUUAACUCACUCACUCACUCACUCACUCACUCACUCACUCACUCACUCCUAGCUAAGGGCAAAAAGGUUGGGAACAUAACCUGUUGAUUCCUUCCAGGAAACAGGAACUGUAAUUUCUAUGAAAUUAAUAACUAAAAGUGAUGCAAUGGGCAUUAGCUACACAAAGUGUUAAUUUCAUUUGGCACAUGGACGAUGGACACAUAAGGAGCAAAUAACUACACGGAAGCGCCAAAUGUUCAUGAACUGCAAGAGGCGAUGGGAGAGUGCACAGGUACUAAAAAGAAGGCAAAUUUUGUAUUUGGAAUUAUUAGGAAAGGAAUCAGAAACAACACUGCUGGUAUAAUAAUCCAUGUUUAGAAAUCUGUGGAACAUCCUCAGCUGAAUUAUGGUGUACAUCACUGGUCACUGCACCUCAAGAAGAAGAUUGCAGAGCUGGAAGAGAGUAAACAAAAUAAUCACAGGGCUAGUGCCCCUGAGGAAAGGCUACAAUUUAGGCUGUUUAGGAAAAAAUGAGUAAGAUGGGGACAUGAUAGAAGUAUAUAAAAUUGUGCAUAGUGUGCAGAAAGUGGAUAAGGAGACUGUUUUCUCCCUCCUAAUACAGGAAUUAAAAUGAGUGAUGGGAAGUUCAGGACAGGUGAAGUACUUCCUCACAUAGCAUGUAAUUAAAAUAUGGAAUUUGUUGUUGUAAGGGAUAGUGAUGGUGAGCAUCUUGGAUAGCUUUAACAGGAUCAGACCAACUCAUAGAGAACAAGGCAAACACUGGCUACUAGAAUCUGUUAUCACCAGUUCCCAGGGAGCAUGAACAGGCGGUUGCUAUUGUGCUUGUGUCCCUUUUGUGGGCUUCCCUUGGACACCAUUGACUAUUGCAGGAACAGAAUGCUGGACUAGCAUGGCUCUUCUGAAAUUCUUUGUUUUGUGACAUACAGAGUCCAAGUACAUUAUAAUGCAAUAUCAGAGGGAUCCAUGAAUAUCUGCAGUCACAGGUGAUAAGGCUAUCGCAGCUUGAGCUAUGCUAUGCUAAUUUGACACCUGUAUAAGAAAAUAAAGUCCCAAGCUUAAUUAAGUCCAAACUGAAUAGAAUCAAAUGUUGAUGGUAACAUCCUAAUUCAGUGAUUUCACUACAGCAUUUUCCUUGAAACUUUUUUGUUGGAAAAUGGUAAUCUACAGGUCAGCAGAUUGGUGAGAAAGCUUUUGAAAGGUGCUGUUUACGUAGGUCAGAUUUUUGUCUGGUCAUGCUAUGGUAAGAAGGCACAAAAGAGAUGAUGACCAUGCAACUAGCUGGGGUGUUGUUGUUUUUUUUAAAGUAGCCAGGGAGUGAUUUGGAUUGGGCCAUCAAAGGAGGGGGAAGAGGGCCUUAGUCCUGUGCUUUCACUGUGGCCCUGCUUUGGAACUGGAGAGUUUACGUCUUUCUGUAUUUAGGGAAAGGCUCCCAUUGGCUUUAGAAAACUUUCUUUUGUGAAAAUAUAAUUGUCUGGACUUGAUAAGUUGAUUGCAUUGCUGAACUGGAGUGGCGUGGAGGGAAUUACAAGCAAGAAAAUAGCAAGCAUACACAAAAUGGUGAAGUUUGGACACCAGGGAGAAAGUUCCUCCCUUGCCCCUUUCUAGGAUCAGCGCCUUUUAUGACUCGGGCUCUCCAAUAGAAUAUCUGCGACACAAGUAUUAUGCAGACCAGUAUCGCCACAGCAGAAAGUACAGAAAGCCCCAUUUGCUUGUGGAGAAGACCUGCCUUUUCCUAGCACUGCAACACAGAGCAUAGGGAAUUCUCUUCUCAUGCCUUCAGCAGGCGGACUUCAGCCUUGCAGGUUCGUUUUUCAGCUAGAACCCCGUGAUCUACCAGCUGGUGAUCAGUUUCAACAACUCAGGGAGGCUGAGCAAACAAAGUUCCUCUGAACACACAUUUUGUCCAGUGACUUGUUUUCAUCAACAGCAGUAGGGUUAAGUGAAUUAAGCACACAGCCCUUUCAAACAAAAAUCCACUCUUGGCUUUCCCCCAGUCUUUAAUUUCAGCACCCUAAUUUGAAGGUUGACUGACUUCAAGCAUGUUAUAAUCAGUGCUACAUCAGCCGAGGAGGUUAUCCCAGCAAAUGCUCCCAUUGCCAAUGAGAUGAAAACAGCUGAGGCAAUAUUUUUACUAUUCCAAUCCUUGCUGUGAAUCACCCAUAGAUCUACCAGUAGAUCCUCCUUCUCUGUGCUCUUGAUCUAUGCAGUCCCAUAAUUGUAUGCAUGCACAGGUGACUGGAUCUCCCUCCAGAAUCUUCUAGAGUGUAGGAUUCUUCCUAGGUAGAGAGCAGUGUGAUUCCACACAUGCCCUGCAGGGCAGGGCAGGGCCUUCACCUCAGAGUGCUUCAAAAGAAGAUGCUCUUAGAAGUUCCUCUGAGGUGCACACCUUAAAGUGUGCUUUCUUUUCUUUUUGGUGCCUCAAGGAAAUUGGCAGCAAUUCCCUGAUAACGGGGCUGUUUGCUGAGAUAAUGCCCUUGCUGACUACAAAGUGUGAAGCACUCCCAAGAAGUCAACCAGAAAAAGAGAGAAAGUAUUUUCCACGAUGCAUGGAUACCUGGUAAUUGUAACUCAGACCCUUUCCUCAGGAGCCCAGAGCCAGUGCUGCCUUUAGGACUGGAGAGCUCUUUGGUAAGACACUCAAUGGCUCCCAACUUUCUCACUGCUGUUGUCACAAACUGCUCUUGCUCCUCGUGCUUUCCCAUCUUUGCUGCUGCUUGCUGGACAGGCAGAGGGCAAGGGAGCAAGCCAGCAGGCACAUCUCUUGCUCCUGCUCUUCCUCACCACCACUGUUUUCUGACCCAGGGCAAGAGGCAGGGGAACAAGCAGGCUACUGUGUUGCAAAGGAGCAAGCCCAGGGGGCCCUGGGGUGCAGGCCGAUAGCAGGUGGCUCGGCCAGCAUUCGUGACAGGCCUUUGGCUACUUGUCUCCUCCGGUGCUUUAGGGCACACCUCUGUCCAUGUUUAGGCAGAAAAAGGCCCUACCAUUACCAACAUUUCCCAGCCAGCCAUACUGUUGGACUUGUGCCAAAUGUGCCACAGAUUACACCCUAAAUCUACAAUGAUUUCUAGACCACUUUUAAGGAUAGUCUCCUUAAAUCUAAACAUGUUCAAGUUUUCAACCUUUCCCCUUUUUCUAGGAGUAGAUUGGCUUACUUUACUCCUGAUGCUGGUAUUUUCUUGGAGCUAUGGCAUGAUUUUUUGCCCAUAUUCGUGGCUGCUUGCAAAAUAUGAAACCACCCCUGAAAGAUGGCCAACAUGCACUGUGCUCUUCAGGGGCAAAGAUUUAAAGCCAUGACAAGUUGUUGACAUCUUUUGGACAGCUGAAAGUAGGGCUGAGAGAAAAAAAAUGGCUCCUAAUAUUCUCUGUGUGGGUGGGGAAAUGGUGUGGGAGAGGUAUUUUGUCAAAUACAGCAGGACCCCAGUAUCUGCUGUCUCAAUUGCCAUGGUUUCACUUAACUAAGGUUGACCACCAGCCCUCCACAUUUUCAGGAUUAGGGGCGCAAGACCCCCACGGAAGCAGAAAAACUGCAAAUAUCCCUAGGAAACUAAAUGCACUGUUUGGGGAUGCCAUGCUCUUUGUCUUGGUACUAGCCAGCCUCACUCAUGUGCUGUGUCUCUCAGUGAGAGUAGAGGCUCUAGAGAUACUAACUUUCCUCCCACUUUUGUGGGGGUCUUGCACUCCUAAUGUAGUGUUUGCUACUAUCCGCAGUUUCAGCCAUCCCCUGCGGGGCUUAGAACCUAUCGCCACAGACAUGGAAGGCCUGCUGUAUUCUCUCUGACAAGAUGGAAUGCUCUAACAUGGGCUGGAGAGACAAGAAUAAUUUUCUUAAACAUUUUGGCUUAGUUAACACUUUUGUUAUUUCAUAGUGGUAGAUGGAAGGAGACAGUGGGCUGAGACAGGAAGGCCUGGCACCAAGCUUACUUUCUUUUUGGCACCAAAUUAAAGGUUUGUUUUUGGGUUUUUUGCUCAGACGGUUUAAAGAAUUUAAAUACUGUAAACAUUUUAAUGAAUUUCUUAAAUGUAAUGUUUUUAUUUGUUCUGUUGGUUGAAAAGUUGUUGUUUGGCCCUUAAUUUAUGAUUUUUUAUAUUAGACUUUUUGUUUUUGCUUGUUUGUUUUUAAUGUUGUGUAUGCCACACUGAAAUACUUUGUGAAUGAAGGGCAGAUUAUCCAUUAUAUUAAACAUUGUUUCUGUUUC